Messenger RNA from Vigna radiata var. radiata (mung bean), 1113 nucleotides. RefSeq lists its product as uncharacterized. The record is from RefSeq and is a predicted model, not a curated record. The coding region runs from base 1 to 1113 and encodes 370 amino acids. NCBI's taxonomy places the organism in Eukaryota, Viridiplantae, Streptophyta, Magnoliopsida, Fabales, Fabaceae. The transcript has 2 exons.
AUGGAGGAGCUCCAGGAGAGAAUGACUGAGUUCAUUCGAAUGGAGGAUCAGAGAUACGCCAGAAGGAAGCCCCAGACAGAAGCUCCCACUAGUGGGAGCAAAAAAGAAACUAAACAGGUUCGUGAAGGAGACCGAAGGCCUCCUAGAAGGGAACUACCCCUUGGCCCUCGAUAUGAUCAUUAUGCACGCCUGAAUGCGCCAUUGACAAAGGUGUUUAAGGAGGCCCUAAGCGCUGAGCUCCUCAACGUAGGAAAACGAUCCACGCCCCGGACCGCAGACGCAACCAAGGAGGAGCCAGAAUCACGUAAAAGAUCUCCUAGUAAAGAAAGAAGCCCCAAACGGAUUCAUGACACUAAUGUCCGCCCAAGAAACCGUUCACGAAGUCGCCAAAGGGAGAGAGAUCGCUCCCGAAGUCAUCCUAGGGAGCACGUGAGAGAAAGACCGAUUAGAGGCCGAAUUGACACCAUCUCUGGAGGCUUCGCCGGAGGUGGAGUCUCUUCAUCCGCCCGAAAAAGACAUUUGAGAAAUCUUAGGAGCAUCAACAAUGUAAGGCAUAAUUUUGUGUGCAUGCCCGAUAUUACAUUCACGGAUGCGGACUUCCACGCUCCGGAGCCCGACCAGGAUGAUCCAAUGGUAAUCACUCCCGAAAUAGCACUAUACGAUGUCAGUAAAGUUUUAAUUGACCAGGAUAGCUCGGUCAAUAUAUUGUAUUGGACGACAUUCCUGAAGAUGGACUUGUCAGAAGAUAUAAUAUGUCCAUUCAACGAACAAAUCGUAGGCUUCGUGGGUGAAAGAGUUGACACCCGCGGGUAUCUCGAUCUGAGAACUCGACUGGGGAUGCAAGACGAUGCAAAAGAACUGAGGGUCCGGUUCCUGUUGGUUGAAGCCAAUACCUCAUAUAAUGCCUUCGUGGGGAGACCAUGUUUGAACGCUUUCGGAGCCAUCGUAUCAACACCUCACCUAACAAUGAAAUUCCCGUCAGACAAAGGGACGAUAUGUAUAAUAAAGGUAGACCAGAAAACAGCACGACAAUGUUAUGUUGCCUGCCUAAAAGUCACACCUCACAAAAGGAGAUCAAAGGGGCAUGAAGCAAUAGUGUCAGGGGGAUAUUAA